This is a messenger RNA of Bursaphelenchus xylophilus (pine wood nematode), 448 nucleotides long. The record is from the annotation of a GenBank genome assembly. NCBI's taxonomy places the organism in Eukaryota, Metazoa, Nematoda, Chromadorea, Rhabditida, Aphelenchoididae.
AUGCCGGAAAACUCAACUUUCACUCUUGAGUCGUUGAAACAGUUGCGGAUUGGAGAUCAAGUCCUUGUAGUAAGUUGCUUAAAGUAUGGUCUUAAAAUAUGUCAUCAAUGGAAUUUUAUCGUCAACUUUUUCGAGUUGCGAUGCUCAAAUUUUCUAAAAAAUGAGCGUGCUUAUUCUAAAAUAUCUAUGAAGAAGUUUUUGAUUUCUACCACCUUAGGCUCUCACUGAUGUCAAUGUGGAAGUGAAGAACGUCGUGGAGGUCUUGGAUCUUGUGAUUGACAUAGUUAUUUGCGUGGUUUAUGGCCUAGCAAUUUUAAGCUGCUUGCUGAUCCUUCUAUUAUUCUUGUUGUACCAAAGACAACGUCGCAAGGACAAGAACUUGGAAUGGUUGGAAGCUCAGGAGCAGGAGUCUUUAGUGGACUUGGAAGAUCCUUUGGAAACCGUAUGA